AUGCGCCUAGUGUCAGGGUCAUCCACGAAUUCCAUGCCUUACCUGAACUCUGCCCACUCCCCGACCGGUCCAGGUCUGUCGCCAUUCACCCCAGACAACCCUUCGGCUCCGACAGCGCCUUUCAACGGUGGUAUGCACCAAGCCUCGAACGGCCUAACAGCCCCUACAUCCGAUCCAUCUACGCAUCCAAACAGGGGAAGUGGCGACUUUAAUGAUUCACGAAGGAGCAGUGUUGCUUCUAACGGCAUCCACGCGGGAAUGAAUAACCUGGUGCUGGGACCGACCUCUCCGUACACCAGCAACAAUGCAUCUCAGACCUCGCUAGUCUCUGGCUUACAGAGAGAAAGAGGAAUACAGACAAACGGAUAUCCCGGCGGAACCAGUCGCUACUCCACAAUGAGUGGUGGGUCGAUCGCAUCUUACGGCUCUGGUCGGGGCGGAAGAGGUGGUUUUGCGGCAGGUCGAGUAGCACCGCCCAUUUUGGAAAACCCCAAACAAGAGGUCUACAGUGCAGAAGCCCCUACUCGCGGUCAGGCAUAUGCUUUUCCCGACCCAGAUGCGCCUCGACCUGGGGGACGGCCGCCUUCAGAGUUUUCACGCAGGAACAGUUUUGCCGAGUCUUUUACUAGCAGUAUUCUGACCGUAGAGUCAUCCAGAUUGCCACCCGGGCAGCAUGAACUUCCCGAGGCUCAUCAUCACAGCCUGCAGCACAAGCAUAUCGAUAGUCUACGAGGCGACCCUGAUUCGCCCAAUGGGACCACUCCAUACAGUCGCACACCAGAGCUCCGAGUUACUCACAAACUCGCGGAGCGCAAGAGGAGGAGCGAGAUGAAGGAUUGUUUUGAACAGCUACGGACCCGACUACCGUCAAGUCAGAACAACAAGUCUAGCAAAUGGGAAACUCUAUCGAGAGCCAUCGAUUAUAUCUCUCACCUUGAGACCCAGAACAAGCAGCAGCGCGCCGAGUCUGAAGGUCAGCGUAUAAAGAUGGCAGAGUUGGAGGCUAAAAUGUUAGAGAUGAGUCGCCAGAUGCAGAGUAUACAGCAGACACAAGGCUCCUUCCCUCCGGCACCUAGCGUCAUGCCGCAGAGCCCACUGGAAUACGGCAAUCACUAUAACAAUCACCUCAACGGUGCAAACGAGCCUGCACGAACACUGCCGCCAAUCAUGAGCAGCAACUCCAUGCAAGGCAUACAAUAUGAUGACAGACGAUAA
This is a messenger RNA of Cladophialophora yegresii CBS 114405, 1215 nucleotides long. RefSeq lists its product as uncharacterized. Gene Ontology annotation, molecular function: DNA-binding transcription factor activity; protein dimerization activity. Lineage: Eukaryota; Fungi; Ascomycota; Eurotiomycetes; Chaetothyriales; Herpotrichiellaceae. Gene Ontology annotation, cellular component: RNA polymerase II transcription regulator complex. Gene Ontology annotation, biological process: positive regulation of transcription by RNA polymerase II. The transcript has 3 exons. The record is from RefSeq and is a predicted model, not a curated record. Bases 1 to 1215 code for a protein of 404 amino acids.